GUGCCUGGUAACGCCGAUCCGUAUGAGAACCAGUUUGAGAAGCGCGAGCUGGCCAAGAAAGACCGCAUCAGCAAGAACAAGAAACAGGCAGACAAGAACACAGAGCGCGCGGGGGGAGCGGCGGCGGCUAAAGGCGUUAACGGAUUGUCUGUGGGCGUUGGGGGCGGCGUUGGCGGGGGUAUUACUACGGCUAUAAAUGCGCAGAACCAGGAGAAACGUAAACGGGAGAUUGAUACGGUGUUGGUGAAGAGUAAGAAGUCGACCGCGAGUGUGGGCAAGUUCGAUGGCAAGCUGAAAAACGAGCCCAAGAUCAAAGGAGAUAAGGAGGUUAACUACAAGAAACGUAAAUUCAGUGCCAUCGCCGAGAGCAAGGCCGACAGGGGUACGGAGAAGGCGGCUAAUAUGAAGUUGAUGGACAAGAUUGCAAAUAGAGGCACCACAGUGGUCGAUCAUGGCAAG
This is a messenger RNA of Sphaeroforma arctica JP610, 459 nucleotides long. RefSeq lists its product as hypothetical. The transcript has a single exon. The record is from RefSeq and is a predicted model, not a curated record. NCBI's taxonomy places the organism in Eukaryota, Ichthyosporea, Ichthyophonida. The annotation marks the transcript as partial.